AUGUCGUUGAAAAAAAUAUAUGGGUGGAACCGACGACCCCUGGUCCUCCAAUUCCUGCAUGAGCCGGGGGUUGCAAACAAGACGAGCAGGGGUUGUUUGCUUCUGCGCAGAUUCACCCACCCCCCGGUAAGGUACCGGCACCUGAGUUUAGCGGUUUCUCGAAUCGAGCGAUUAUCGGCGAGGUCGGGCAAAGGUGCCAAGAAGCGCUUGCUUGCUGCAAAUUCGCAAUUCUCACGCGGAGGGGGGGGGGGGCAUGGAUUCCACUUACGAAGUACAGCAUGCUCCAUUUCGGGUCCGACCCUCAAGGCUUGCUCCGGCAUACAAUUUCAAGCACAUGACCCGGGGGAUAUUUCCAAGGCACGCAAGGCAUCUGUUUCUCUGAAGCACGUUUAG
Pyricularia grisea is the source of this 393-nucleotide messenger RNA. RefSeq lists its product as uncharacterized. Lineage: Eukaryota; Fungi; Ascomycota; Sordariomycetes; Magnaporthales; Pyriculariaceae. The record is from RefSeq and is a predicted model, not a curated record. The transcript has 2 exons. The coding region runs from base 1 to 393 and encodes 130 amino acids.